AUGUGUGUACUUUUGCAAUUGAUUUCGAAUGCUGAUGCCAGAGGACCAUGUGAUGUGGAUCAAUUUGCCUGCAAAGAUGGUCGUUGCAUUCUAAAAACGAAAAUGUGUGAUGGCCGCUUUGAUUGUUCCGAUAAUUCAGAUGAAAUUGAUUGUGAUUAUAAAAUGUGCCGUAAACCCAAUUGGUUCCAAUGCAAACUGCCGAACGGCCCCUGCCUGUCGUCCGAUCUCCUGUGCAAUGAUGUUGAAAAUUGUCCCGGCGGUGAAGAUGAACAACAUUGUGCACAUCAUGAACGUAGCGGUGCAUCCGAUUUUGGUAUCGGUGGUUGGUUGACCCUACAUCGAAAUUGUACACAAUUCGAAUACACUUGUAAAUCGGAUAAAUUAUGUAUUCCGUAUAAUUUUAUGUGUGAUGGUAAGGCGGAUUGUGUAGAUGAUUCGGAUGAAGUAGAUGGUUGUAUACGUGCCCAGGCAAGUUGUACGGGUUUCUUUUGUGCAAAUAAACGCUGCCUGGAACGAAAGAAAUGGAUAUGUGAUGGCAUUGAUGAUUGUGGCGACGGUAGCGAUGAGAAAAAUUGUGCCGAAAACUGCACUCCCGAAAUGGAUAAAUUUUUGUGUAGCAAUAAUAUCACCUGCAUACCCCUGGGUAAGGCCUGUAAUGGUGACAUAGAUUGCCCCGAUCGUACCGAUGAAUCAUUCCGUUGCAAUCAAACAGCCAACAAUUGUGCGACCAAAAAAUGUCCACCGGCUGCUACCUGUAAAAUGAUGCCACAAACGGGAGCCACAUGCGUGUGUCCCAAAGGUUUUAAACAUUCACUGGCGCAGGAUAUUUGUGUAGAUGUAGAUGAGUGUGUCGAACAAUUUGGUGUUUGUAGUCAAAUGUGUGUCAACACCUUGGGUAGUUAUCGCUGCCAAUGUGAUGAAGGUUAUGCUCUAAAGGAGGACAAUCGAACUUGCGAAGCUAUCGGUGAAGAGGCUUUACUACUGUAUACGACACAAGUGACCGUGAUGGGUGUCAAUUUGCGUUCACGACGUGUCUAUACAGUGGCUAAGAAUCUGACUAAAGUGAUUGGUGUGUCAUACAAUGGUGAGCAUAUCUACUGGACCAAUAUACAAAAUGAAGGUGAAAGUAUUGUCAAGGCAAAUCCGGAUGGUAGUCAGCAGGAGGUGCUACUGACAUCCGGUUUAGAUGCUCCCGAAGAUUUGGCAGUAGACUGGUUAACUGGCAACAUUUAUUUCUCGGAUAAUGUUAUGCAUCACAUUGCGGUCUGCUCAAAUGAUGGCCGCUACUGCACUGUCCUGGUCACCGAUGAUGUUCAUCAACCGCGUGGCGUAGCCUUGUGGCCACAACGCUCCCAAAUCUUUUGGUCCGAUUGGGGUGUAAUACCAAUGAUCGCUCGUGCCUCCAUGGAUGGCAGAAAUUCCAUACGCCUAGUAACCGAUAAAAUCCAUUGGCCCAAUGGUGUCGCCUUGGACAUGUACAAUGAUCGAGUCUAUUGGGUGGAUGCCAAGCUGGCGACCAUUGAAAGUGUACGCUCAGAUGGUCAAGAUCGUCGCACCGUGUUAGAAGACAUUCUCAAACAUCCCUAUGGUUUGGCCAUAUUUGAAGAUAAACUUUAUUGGUCCGACUGGGGUACCAAGUCCAUACACUCAUGUAAUAAAUUCACCGGCAAAGAUCACUCAAUUAUUACCAAAGAUCGUACCAUUUAUGCCGUUCACAUUUAUCAUUCGUCGAAGCAGAAGAAAAUCGCCCAUGCCUGUGAACAGGCUCGAUGCUCUCAUUUAUGCCUGCUGGCGGAAAAGAAUAGCUACAGUUGUGCUUGUCCCGACGGCAUGCAAUUGGGACCGGAUCGUAUGCGUUGCAUUAAGACCCAUAAGAAACAGAGGCUAUUUUUAGGUGUUCGUAAUAAUCUCGUCGAAAUGGAGCACACAACAUUUGGUCGGCACACGGUAUCGGCUACACAUCAUUUGGAUUUUUUUAUACAUGAAAUGGCCUAUAAUAAUAUAAAUAAUACGGUCUUCAUUGCCGAUAAUUAUCAGCAUGUAAUUGGUGAAUUUAAUAUACAGGGUCAAUAUUUAUCGAAAUUGGUGCGAGCGAAUUUGGGAAAUAUUACCGGUUUGGCAUUUGAUCACCUGUCUUAUUGCUUAUACUGGAGUGAUUCGGAGAGACAUGUUGUUGAAGUUUUCUCUCUGCAAACCAAACAACGAGCCAUUGUAUCAUUUUUCUCGGGCAUAGAGGUACCCAUUGGAUUGGCGGUAAUACCAGAUGAUGGCAUCAUGUUUAUUGCGUUAAGAUCCCGGCGGCAUGUUCAUAUCGAUCAAAAAUCUCUUAGCGGUCAAGGCGAACACACCCAUGCCUUCGAAGAUGAAUUGGGUGAUGAUGAUAUACGAUUUGCAACAGAUUUUGAGACAAAAACCCUCUAUUGGUCCGACAGUGAUUUCGGACGCAUUUCAUUUUCGGAUUAUCGUAAUUUAAGGGCCUACACUUUUCGUGGUCGGCUUAAACGUCCCUAUUCGAUAGCCAUCGUUGAUGAAGAUCUUUUCUGGACAGAAUUAAAUUCAAAUAUUAUCCAUUGGACACAUAAGAGUAAUAUGGGUCCAUUGAAACGAUUCGAUAUCGAAGUUAAUCGAGAAUUGUAUAGUACCGUUUCCCUGCCCGUGAGAAUACCCAUUUUGGCAAGUUCAUCGCCAAUUGUUGUCGAUCAUCCAUGUCAACAUUGGAAUGGUGGUUGUUCCCACAUCUGUGUGACAUUGGGGAAAUUUGCCUCGGGUUGUCUUUGUCCUGCCGGUUUGGUAUUUCGCGAUGCCACCAAUCGGACGUGCAUUGAAGCUUUGGAUUGUGAAUUCCGUUGUAAAUCGGGUGAAUGUUUGACAAUGUCGAGAAAAUGUAAUGGCCGCAAAGAUUGUCCCGAUGGUUCGGACGAAGAGAAUUGUGAAAAUGGCAAGGGGCAUAAACCGCAAGUUAUUUGUUCCAUAGGAGAGUUUAGAUGCCACAAUGGAGAGCAGUGUGUGGACGGUGAUCAACGUUGUGAUGGUAAAAAACAAUGUUCGGAUGGUUCCGAUGAGGAGCACUGUGAGAAAUUCGAUAAAUCCAAAUUCUGUCACCGCCACCAACAUGUCUGCGACAAUGGCAACUGCGUUGACUUCAGUGUCAUGUGUGACGGCUUCAACGAUUGUGGCGAUAAUUCAGAUGAGGCAGAUUGCCGACUGGCCCGUGGCAAAGAUGUUACCAGUCCAAGGCGCAUUUGUGGCCCCGAUAUGUUCCAAUGCAAUUCCGGCACUUGUUUGGCGAAAAGUUGGGAAUGCGAUGGAAAAAUUGAUUGUAAAGAUGGUUCCGACGAACAUGACAAAUGUGGCAUUCGAGAAUGUCCCACGAACAUGCACAAAUGCCUUUUGGGCCAGUGUAUCGAUCGUCGUCUGGUCUGUGAUGGCAACAAUGAUUGUGGCGAUACUUCGGACGAAAUGAAUUGUGAUAUGUCGGCGGGUAAAAAACGUAAAAUGUCUUGCGGUGAUGAUCGCGUUCCCAUGUUUGAGUGUCCUAGUGAUCCCAAUAUUUGCCUUGAUAUGUCAGCCAAAUGCAACGGGUCUGCCGAAUGUCCACGCGGAGAAGACGAAGUUGAUUGUGGUAAUAUUUGCAGUAUUUACGAAUUCCAUUGUAAAACUUCGAAAGAAUGCAUUCGCAACGAAUUCCGUUGUGAUCAUGAGAAAGAUUGUGCCGAUGGUUCCGACGAGGAGAAUUGUGAGCAUCGUGGGGCGUGGAAUCACACCACCAAUGCCAAACAUACCCAUGAAAUGGCUUGUGGUCCGAAAAUGUUCGAUUGUAAAGAUAACCAAUGUGUCGAUGAGUCUAGGGUCUGUAAUGGCUUUGAAGAUUGUGAUACGGGUGCCGAUGAAGGCCCACUGUGCAAAACGGCCUGUGAUCCUCAAGCUGGUCAUCCGGUUUGUCAAAAUAAAUGCCGACCCACACCAUCGGGUGCGGUUUGUUCCUGUUUCAGUGGCUAUAAACUUGAUGCUGAUCAUCGCACCUGUGUCGAUAUCAAUGAAUGUGAAGAUUUGGAUCCAUGCGCCCAGCUGUGUGAAAACACUAUGGGUUCGUAUCGUUGUUCAUGUUUUCCUGAUUUUAUGAUGCGUCCUGAUAAGACUUCAUGUAAAUCGAUUGAAAGUGAGAGGUCAUUACUAUUCACCACCUUUGAUGAGGUACGCAGCAUGACGGAACAGCCGAUUGUUUUAAAGGUAGCCUGGAAAGCGAAUGAUUCGAAAGUUACGGGAUUUGAUAUAAAUAUACGUACACGCAAUGGAUUUGAUAGUGGUGCGAUCAAGGCGGCCUUGGAAGUUCAGAUGCCAAGUAAAGUUGCUGUCGAUUGGAUAACGGGCAAUGUUUAUGUCAUCAGUCGCACGGCACAAUAUCAAAUAGAAGUUUGUUCGUUCGCGGCGAAAAUGUGCGGUGCCGUAAUUAAAGUUCAACCCAGGGAAACAAUAAAAACCCUCACCGUAGAUGCCUACAAUCGGAGAAUGUUUUUUGUCAUAAUGCAGGGACAAGCCUUUGGCAGUCAUCGAUCACGCAUUGCCAGCACAAGUUUAGAUGGCGGUGGUAAACGUGAUUAUCUGCUCAAUAAAGAGAUGACCUUUGUUACCACACUGGCCUGUGAUCCCUACAAGAAAAUUCUCUACUUCACCGAAUCAUUAAGUAAAACUCUACAGGCUAUUAACUAUGGAUCGGGUUCUAGCCGUACCCCCAUAACCCUAAUACAAAAGGGAAAUGUGGUUAUGCAUCCAUCCGGCUUGACAUGGUAUGAAAAUCAGGUGUUCAUUGUAAAUAUGGGUGCCCGUGAGGCGGUACGCUGUUAUGUGUAUGGAUCGAAAUCGUGCAAGGCAUUCAACUUGAAUAUUCUCAAUGCCGAGGAUAUUUUGGUGGAUGGCAUCUCCAGGCAACCGAUGAAUAGAAAUCCUUGCAGCAUGGCCAAAUGUCGUGGCAUGUGUGUCCAAACGGAAUUCAGCUAUGAAUGUAUGUGCGGUGAUUCCAUAGUCAGUGAGAGUAAAUAUUGCGAAUCGAGUAAUGAAAUUUCUUCAAGUGCUCUGCUAAGAAAUCGUUCCUCCGCAAUGGAUGAAGAUGAGAGUUCCUCACAUGUUGUACUCUUUGUUGUGCUUAUGCUGCUGGCAGCUGCAUUAACAGUUUGUGGUUUGGGGUAUUUGUAUUAUCGUCGCAAACAGCAGGGUCAACGUGAUUUUAUUCGUAACCUGCAAUUCCAGAAUCCUUUGUCGUCACUGUUGCCACAUCAGAGAAGUGCCAAGACCUCGACCUUGGACAGUGGGCUCAUCAGCAGCGGAACGGGAAGUUCGACGGGAACGACAACAGCAUCGUUCGAUGAGGACAAUGACCGGAUGUACUUUGCGUCGCAAAUUCAGAAAUUUCUACGCGGAUCAUCGUCCAACAAUAAUACGGAAAUUCUCUUGGAAACGGCCAAGCCUCAGGAAAUUUGCACCAUGGAAAAGAGUAGACAACCCCUCGCCCUUGUACCAAAUAUCAUGGUUGAAGAGCCCGACAAUGAUAUCACCCGAACAGUGGGAGAUUAUGACAAUGAUGCGAGAGCCAGGCUGGUACCCUAG
Molecule: messenger RNA, 5604 nt
Organism: Musca vetustissima
Lineage: Eukaryota; Metazoa; Arthropoda; Insecta; Diptera; Muscidae
Product: putative vitellogenin receptor
Molecular function (GO): calcium ion binding; protein binding
Source: RefSeq, a predicted model, not a curated record